Molecule: messenger RNA, 990 nt
Organism: Adineta ricciae
Lineage: Eukaryota; Metazoa; Rotifera; Eurotatoria; Adinetida; Adinetidae
Source: the annotation of a GenBank genome assembly
AUGAAUCAAGAAUUAAUGCCAAUUCCGCGGGAUUUUCUUUGUCCUAUAACUCGAGAAAUUAUGCAGAAUCCCGUCGUGCUCAUCGAAGAUGGUCGUUCGUAUGAAUUAUCUGCUAUUGAGGCAUGGCUACGUGAUCACAAUUCGUCACCUAUGACGAAUCAAACAUUGACUGACCGCCGUUGGAUACAUAAUUACAAUCUAAAAAGUGCCAUAGAAGAAUACUGUUCUCAGCGACAAGCAAUUGCGUCAUUAAAUCAAUUUCUAGCAUUCAAUGUUUGUUCUGGUCGCAUCCCAAGCGAAUGGGAAGAUAAACCAACGCUUAAAAUUCGGAUUAGUCUGUUGGGCGGUUCAAAUGUUGGUAAAAGCACCAUCGCCCGUUAUCUUCAGUAUGGCGAGAAAACGAACUUCAUACGUUUGAAUACGACGACAACUGUCGGACAUGAUCUGAUCUUUUUCUAUUUGGACCAACUGUUCGAGAACAAAUAUGUCAUUACUGUUCAGCUAACGGACAUUCCAGGGAUGGAACGAUAUGAAUCCUGUUGUGAUAAUCAUUUUCGUACAUGCCAUGGCGCACUUCUCGUGGCCGAUUCCACAGAUAUAGAUACAUUAGAACGAAUCGAACUUUAUUGGUAUAAACAGUUACACCUGAAAGGAAAGGAUGAUGUGGAACCAACGCUUAUUUGCAAUAAAUCUGAUUUAUUUCAAGAAAAUUGUGAUGAUGAAUAUAGACGAAUAUUUCUCGCCAACGCGGAACAUUUUGCAUCGUUGCACAGUAUGGCUAUUUGUUAUACAUCAGCAUUGCGUGGUGAUAAUAUUCGAGUUAUGUUUAAACAAUUGAUCUUACGCGUUCUGCACAGUAAGACUCUACUAAAACAAAUAAAAGCAGAUGAUAAUGUAUACGAUACAGCAUCUGUUCAUCUUUCCGAUCGUCUCUCAUCAUCAUCUCGAGAAACGAACAUUUUUAAAACUUCAUCUAUAAACUGUUGUUGA